UCGGUCUCCUUGGUAUCAUUCCAUCAGAGUCACUUCAUCAACGGCACGGUCGUGGAAAUAAGGCGUGUUUAACACAUUAAAAAAAAAAAGCAAAAUGGCGAGCAGCUUCUCCAGGGUACUCUCCUCCAAACGACACAUCGGGAUCCUGUCGUUGGUGGGAGGCUCGGUAACGGCUGGAUUUCUGCUCCACCGGGAACAUGUCAGCGCCGGAGUGCCAGUCCGCAGGCAGUACCCCGCCAGUGCGGAGUACCCUGACCUGCGCAAACACAACAACUGCAUGGCCAGUAACCUGACACCUGCCAUCUAUGCCAAGCUGUGUGAUAAGGCCACUCCCAAUGGUUACACGUUGGAUGAAGCCAUCCAGACGGGCGUGGACAACCCUGGGCACCCCUUCAUCAAGACCGUCGGCAUGGUGGCGGGAGACGAGGAGUCGUACGAGGUAUUUGCAGACCUGCUGGACCCCAUCAUCAAAGAGAGGCACAACGGCUAUGACCCCCGCACCAUGAAACACCCCACCGACCUGGAGUCCAGCAAGCUCCAGUCAGGCCACUUUGACGAGCGUUACGUGCUGUCCUCCAGGGUGAGGACAGGCCGCAGUAUCCGGGGGCUGAGCCUGCCCCCCGCCUGCACCCGGGCAGAGCGCAGGGAGGUGGAGAGGGUGGUGGUUGACGCCCUCGCCGGCCUGAAGGGUGACCUCACAGGGAGAUACUUCAGUCUCACCCAGAUGACAGAAAAGGAGCAGCAGCAGCUCAUUGAUGAUCACUUCCUGUUUGACAAGCCUGUGUCCCCACUCCUGACGUGUGCAGGCAUGGCUCGUGAUUGGCCAGAUGCCCGUGGUAUUUGGCACAACAACGAGAAGACAUUCCUGAUCUGGGUCAAUGAGGAGGAUCACACCAGGGUCAUCUCCAUGGAGAAGGGAGGCAACAUGAAGAGGGUCUUUGAGAGAUUCUGCAGAGGCCUGAAGGAGGUGGAGCGUCUGAUCAAGGAGAGAGGCUGGGAGUUCAUGUGGAACGAGAGGCUCGGUUACAUCCUCACCUGCCCCUCCAACCUGGGCACAGGCCUCAGGGCCGGGGUCCACGUCAAACUGCCCCUGCUGGCCAAGGAUCCCCGCUUCAGUAAGAUCCUUGACAACCUGCGUCUGCAGAAGCGAGGGACAGGUGGUGUAGACACCGCUGCUGUGGGUGGUGUGUUCGACAUCUCCAACCUGGACCGUCUGGGACACUCUGAGGUCCAGUUGGUGCAGACGGUGGUGGAUGGCGUCAACUACCUAAUCGAGUGUGAGAAGAGACUGGAGAAAGGCCAGGACAUCAAGGUGCCCGCACCCCUCAAGCAGUUCAAGUAGACACUGAUCCCUGACCUGCGCACACAACCCCCCUGGGCACAAACACAUGCACAACCACCCCGCGCUGUGCCCAUAGAUAUGAUCAAUAUCUAUGUCAUUGCCUCAUUUAUUACUGCUACUUAUUUAAUCACCCCUCCCUUCCCCACAAUAUACUUCUCUAUAAUAUAAUCUACAUAUAUUAUACGCAGCUGUCUGGCUAAAGCCAACCAGAGUCCCAGAAUACUGCAUUGGGCUUAAAUGUGUUUUAAGAUGCAUCUGAAGGGUUUUUAAGUUUAAACUCAAAAUCAAACCUGGCUAUAAAAUGAUUAAUGAAGGAUGCACAAACUGUAGGCUGUAACAGGGCGAAGAUGGCCGCCAGUUUGCCCGUCUCUGCAUGGCCAAACAGUAUAUCUACGGCUCUGCUCCCACACCACUCCUCAGCCCACCAAACCUGGCUUCACCCUGCCGCAUGUCCUGUACUCAGCCUGUCUCUUCCCCUCACUCCAGUGUGUCGAUCGGUCAUACCUAUUAUUAUCUGGUGCUUGUAUAGUCCAUCCAUUUGUGCUAUACUCUCCAUUGUGGAUUGUGUGUACAUAGUUUCUUUUAACCAUUUGAAGUGAAUUUGAAUGUUGAUUAACAGUGCGAGACUGAAGAGACGUGUGGAUGUGUAUGUUCAAUGACACACUGGUGUCAGAUUGUAACGUCAUAACACACACACGCACACCGGCCGGGCUGGGUUCUGUACUGUAAGCUACUGAAGCAAUAUCAUUCCAGCUCAUCACUGAAUGUCACACUGUUAAUGUCUUUUAUUA
Molecule: messenger RNA, 2133 nt
Organism: Seriola dumerili (greater amberjack)
Lineage: Eukaryota; Metazoa; Chordata; Actinopteri; Carangiformes; Carangidae
Product: creatine kinase U-type, mitochondrial-like
Exons: 9
Coding region: 95-1342 (415 amino acids)
Biological process (GO): phosphocreatine biosynthetic process
Cellular component (GO): mitochondrion
Molecular function (GO): creatine kinase activity
Source: RefSeq, a predicted model, not a curated record